CGCCCGCCCGCCCGCCCGCAGCUGCCCGUCGCCACUCGGCGGGACCGAAGGGAAGACGCGAGGGGGGAGAUGACGGCAACGUGACCGGCGAGCGGAGCCGCUGCGGCAGAGCCCCGCCGCGCCGAGCGGAGCCGAGCGGAGCGCAGGAGAGCGGGGCCGCGGCUCCCCGCCGACGCCGCUCUUCCCGGGAGCCCCCAGCGCCCUCGGCCCGGCCUCGCCCCAGCUCAACAUUCUCUACUUUGGAGGCUCCUUCUUUCACUUUUGUCGAUAAAGAUGAGAAGAAAGUGGAGAUUGGAGAAUUUUCAUUUUAUCUUUUUCAUUGUGCUCUGUCUGCUUUUCAUAGAUGGAGGUAAACUAGAACAAGUAAAACAUUCAGAUACAUACUGUGUGUUUCAAGAUAAGAAGUACCGCGUAGGAGAAAGAUGGCAUCCUUACCUAGAACCCUACGGCCUUGUUUACUGCGUUAACUGUCUCUGCUCAGAGAACGGAAACGUACUGUGCAGCAGGAUACGAUGCCCAAGCCUACACUGCCCUUCUCCCGUGCACGUACCACAGCUGUGCUGCCCACGAUGCCCAGAAGACUCCCUUUUCUCCGUAAGCAGCAAAAUCACCGGGAAAUCCUGCGAAUACAAUGGCACCACCUACCACCACGGCGAAAUGUUUGUGGCGGAAGGGCUUUUCCAGAACAGGCAAGCAAACCAGUGUGCCCAGUGCAGCUGCUCCGAAGGGAAUGUAUACUGUGGGCUGAAAACGUGUCCCAAAUUAACCUGCUCUUUCCCAGUUUCGGUUCCGGAGUCCUGCUGUCCGGUUUGCAGAGGAGAUGGAGAAUUAUCAUGGGAGCACUCCGAUGGCGAUAUCUUCCGGCAGCCAGCCAACAGGGAAGCUAGACACUCCUACCAUCGCUCCCACUACGACCCGUUGCCCAGCUCCGCUAGGCAGGCAGGCAGCGUUCCUCGCUUUCCCAACACCAGGAGCAACCGUGGAGUCCUCCCAGAUCCCCAGCAAGCAUCAGGAACAAUUGUACAAAUCGUCAUCAACAACAAGCAUAAGCAUGGACGAGUAUGUGUUUCAAAUGGCAAAACAUACUCACACGGUGAAUCUUGGCAUCCUAAUCUCCGGGCCUUUGGAAUUGUAGAGUGUGUGUUGUGCACCUGCAACGUCACCAAACAAGAAUGUAAGAAAAUUCAUUGUCCAGAACAAUAUCCCUGCAAAUACCCUCAGAAAGUAGAAGGAAAAUGCUGUAAAGUCUGUCCAGAAGUGCCAAGUCAAAGCUUUGACAACAAAGAUUACUUCUGUGGCAAAGAGACAUUGCCCGUCUAUGAAUCCGUUUUCACAGAGGAAGGAGAAACCAUCAGAAAAAUUGCAGUAGAGACUGAAAAGCCACCUCAAAUAGAAAUACAUGUGUGGACAAUUAGAAAAGGGAUUCUGCGUCACUUCUACAUUGAGAAAAUAUCCAAGAGCGAAUUUGAAGAACUUCCCUACUUCAAGCAGAUAACAAGGACAACCCCUAGCCAGUGGAAAAUAUUUAGCGAGGGAGAAGCUCAGAUCAGCCAAAUGUGUGAAAGCAGAGUGUGCAGGACUGAGCUCGAGGAUUUGGUAAAGGUUUUGUACCUUGAAAAGUCUGAAAAGGGUCACUGUUAAGGGAGACAGCACUGGAGGGAGAAACACAAGAAAACUUAUGAAAACUUGGAUCUGCAGCUGGACUGCAGGCUUAUUUUGCUUAAGUCAACAGUCGCCCUAAAAACCAAAACUAUAAUGCAGUAAUUAUUCACAUCAUGCACAGCAAAUUUGCUGCUUUAUGUGUAGUGGUCUGUGUCAACCGUUUAAAUAUCUCCUCAAAAAGACUAGGAGGCUCUGUAUUACUGGUGGGGGAAGGAGAAAGAGAGACUGUAGUUUCUUAGAGUUGCAUUUCUUUACAAGUUAAAAAGAGAAAACAGAACAUUUUUAUUAUUAUUAUUUGGCAAGUUAUUCAAACUAAUGAAAAGAAGGACACCUAAUAAAUGUGCAGGAGCUAUGGAGAGUAUUAUUUCCUGUGCUGGGUUUAUUCCAUUUCUGGUGUUGAAAUGACUCAUAGAUUUUUUAGAAGGGGAGAAAAAACACAAAUGAUACAAUACUUGUGUUGGAGACAUAAAAAACAGAUUUAAGCUAACAAACUCGUAAGCAGCCUGCCUUUGGGAUGAUGUCUUGCAGUUGGGCAAACUGAGUCCAUAAACUGAACAGCAGGUGUUAGUGGCAAUCACUGUAUUUUCCUAGCAAUUUGAGAAAAUGUUCGCUUUUAAGUGGUUUUCACUCAGUUUCCACCACCCACUUCUCUAAAUAAAAUGUAACGCAUUAGCUCCCUAUCACAGCCCUAACAAGUUCAUUCUUGCAGGCCCUAUUAACACACGGUCUUGGCUGAUGUACUGCCUUACCAAGUGAUGGGGCAGAAGGUGGUGUAGUACUUCCAGCACUUUCAAAACUCCUAAAGGGUUAAACCUCCUGAUUAAUAACUCCCUAGAAUUGUGACCUUCCUUAAUUGAUUCAUUCAAAUCUGGAACAAAACUGAACUGCUGCAUUUUUCUGAUGGUGGCCUCUCAAUUCGCACACAAACUUUAAGGACAAACCUCUCCCAGGACAAAUACCAAGCAGUUGCAGCAGGCCUUUAGAACAGAGUAGCUUUGUGCAAGUUGCUGUCUUUCUGAAAAGGAAAUCUGAGACAGGCAGUUCAAAUGUUAAAUCGAGUAUAGCAUGCCUAUGGUGUGUUUAAGAAAGGUGACCUCCAUCUCCAGAAAAAGAAGUACAAGGCCAUCACUUUGAAAAAUGCUUUCUCUGAAGAGACACCAAAAUCAUGCCACACUAGCUUGUGGCUGCACUCUUGGAUUCAUUCCCAAGAUGAAGGUGCCUCUUGCCUGCUUUUGCCCCCAUUUUCUACUCCACAAGUAGACAGGGAUACUGCUGUUCAAACACGCAUUAGGAAACACAGCUCUAUGGAAUGGUCUCAGCCGGGGCUGGGUCCUCACAGGGAGCAAAAUCAACAGUGACAGCGAGGAUUUUGAGGUCUGUCAUUCUGCAGAGUGGCCCCAGAGCCGGGCCUCCUGCCUGUGCUGCCUGCAAGAUUGGAGGGUGCGUGGGUGGAGAGAUGUCUGUGAAGAGGAGGAGGCAUGUGAGAAGGGCAGACGUGAACAUGAUGGAAAAGCCAAAGGGAAUUUGGAAAAUAUAUAGAAGGUGAUCCAGGACUUUCUAAUUCUCAAGUCCUUUGUGAUUCUGCCUAUAUAUAACCACCAAGUUGUCCCUAGGCCAGGAUAGAGAGCAGGUGAUAUUUAGGAACACUUCCCUCAUUGCAAUGUGCUCAGCAUGGUCCACUGCAUACCAGGAAAACAUGCUAAAAAGGGAGCUCCUCCAGCAUCCAGCUGGAUUUGCAAGAACAAAAUAAUCUCUCUUGAUAUCAGUAAGACCUUACAGAAGAAGCAAGACCAAGAACUGGUAUCACGCUAUACAUAUGAUAUGUUAACUAGCAUCUGGCCAUUAGAAGUCCUAUAUCACUUUUCAUAAAAAGGGGAGCUAAGUGAAUUGUCCCAGCCAAAUUUCCAAUGGGAACAUAGCCUUUGGCCUUCAUAAGUUCUGCCUUGGUGUUCAGAAGGGGUACGCUGUGUCCUGAGUUCCACCACGCUGCUGCGGGCCGUUCAGCAGGGGUAUUUCACACCAGAAGUUACUGCAAUGUAAUUGGAGGAGAAACAGUUUACCCAGCACCUGGGCAUCUUUUGGGUUGAAAUGUGCUGUAGAAGUGCUAGAUUCUACUAUAAAUCUUCUAAUAACUCAUGACUGAAACGUAUCAUUCCUCUGGAGAAGACAUUGCAAAAGGCAUUCGGAGGAGCUGCAGCAACCCGGUCAGAAAACACGCAGUUGUCUGGCCCACCUCGGGGACAGCCUGUUUGUAGCAGUAGUUGGUGAACAAAGACUAAGUGGAAAGUGUACAGUGUAAGUAAUUUUUUUAAGAAGAAGAAGGCAACCUGUUUUUUGUAUUUGUGACAGGACAGGUGGAGUCCAGAUUGUGUAUUUAUUUGUAUAAUAAACACUCUUUGAGAAAAGCAAAAAAAAAAAAAUCAUAAGCAUCAUUUAGUAAAUGCAGCGUUGCAUUUUUACAGUCUCUGGCCACUUACGGCAAUAAAAUACACAGUGUCAUGGUUUUUCAUUCUCUUCAUGGGAUGUAAGUCUGUUAUGGUACUUAUUUAUGUACUUGUUGUAUCACUUUGACCUGAUUUUAUAAAUUAAUAAACUCUAAAGUUGUUAAUAAAACAAGAUAUUUUGUGUAUGA
Messenger RNA from Dromaius novaehollandiae (emu), 4294 nucleotides. RefSeq names its product chordin like 1 (gene CHRDL1). Gene Ontology annotation, molecular function: BMP binding. The transcript is spliced from 12 exons. Gene Ontology annotation, biological process: negative regulation of BMP signaling pathway; cell differentiation. Bases 274 to 1641 code for a protein of 455 amino acids. NCBI's taxonomy places the organism in Eukaryota, Metazoa, Chordata, Aves, Casuariiformes, Dromaiidae. The record is from RefSeq and is a predicted model, not a curated record.